Galendromus occidentalis (western predatory mite) is the source of this 618-nucleotide messenger RNA. RefSeq names its product rab-like protein 2A. Gene Ontology annotation, molecular function: GTP binding; GTPase activity. The annotation marks the transcript as partial. The record is from RefSeq and is a predicted model, not a curated record. Lineage: Eukaryota; Metazoa; Arthropoda; Arachnida; Mesostigmata; Phytoseiidae. The transcript is spliced from 7 exons.
AUGAAGGGUCAAUUCGACGACGUGUCGGACUACGAUCAGGUCGGCAGCGAUGGCGUUCAUCGGGUGAAAAUCAUAUGCCUCGGCGAUAGCGCCGUCGGCAAAUCAAAGUUGGUUGAACGGUUCCUCCUGGACGAAUACAAAUCGAAUCAGUUGUCAACGUACGCUCUCACAUUGUUCAGACACAAGGCCACUGUGGACGGAGUCAACGUAGCUGUGGAUUUCUGGGACACUGCCGGACAGGAGCGGUUCCAGAAACUUCACGCCUCAUAUUACCAUCAGGCGCACGCCUGCGUUCUGGUGUUCGACGUCACUCGCAAGAUAACGUAUAAAAACCUACAAAAAUGGUACGAAGAGCUGCGUCUACAGAGACCCACCAUCCCCUGCAUAUGCGUGGCCAAUAAAAUCGACGCUGACUACGAUGUCACGAAAAAGUCGUUCAGUUUCCCUCUCAAACACAAUAUGCCGAUAUUCUACGUUUCGGCCUCUGACGGAACGAAUGUGGUGAAACUGUUCAAUGAGGCGAUCAGAGCUGCCUUGCAGUACAAGAAGAAUCCCACUGACUUUGUCGAUAACAUCCUCGAAGAGCUGCAGGCUAUGGCGAGCGACGACGAGGACGAG